CAUCGUGGAGAGCAAACGCCAGGGAACGGCCAUCUUGUGUCAGUGAGGGGAGGGUCUGUCUUGUAUUCCUGCUGGUACUGCCCUAUUAUCCACCCGAGGCGCUCGAAACCUACUUGUCCUGAAGGUCUACAGUUAGAAGAUGUCCACGAUGAAUCCUGAAUAUGACUAUCUGUUCAAACUACUACUCAUUGGUGACAGUGGUGUGGGAAAGUCUUGCCUUCUCUUAAGAUUUGCAGAUGACACUUAUACAGAAUCUUACAUCAGUACCAUAGGUGUAGAUUUUAAAAUUCGUACCAUUGAGUUAGAUGGCAAAACUAUCAAACUUCAGAUAUGGGACACCGCAGGACAGGAACGUUUCCGAACCAUCACGUCAUCUUAUUAUCGGGGAGCACAUGGAAUCAUUGUUGUUUAUGAUACAACUGACCAAGAAUCUUUUAAUAAUGUUAAGCAGUGGCUUCAAGAGAUUGAUAGAUAUGCUUGUGAAAAUGUCAACAAACUGCUGGUGGGCAACAAAUGUGACCUUACCCACAAGAAAGUAGUUGAUUAUCAAACAGCUAAGGAAUAUGCAGAUUCAUUAGGGAUCCCAUUUCUUGAAACCUCUGCCAAGAAUGCAACCAAUGUUGAACAGGCCUUCAUGACUAUGGCUGCAGAGAUUAAGAAUCGUAUGGGACCUCCUUCUGGAGCUGCUGGGGCCACACAAGGAGUCAAGAUCAAUCCCAGUGCCCCAGUGGAGGCUCAAGCAGGUGGCGGGUGCUGUUGAACACCGUUUUAGGCUAACAUCAAAAGAUGGCAAAUCCAGGACACUAGAACUUCAGUGGGACUCCUGUUGCAACUUUACAAUCCAAAAUGUUGGUAACAGACCUAGAGCUGGGAGAUUUGUUUAUAGAAGCACUGCUGUUUUUGUGUCCUUGAUGAUGAUUGCCUGGUGUCUAGAUCGCCACUUGGUGCCGAAGAGAAGCUGGAAUCUGGGCUUUACUCGGGUGAUUUGGUUUGGAGAUGCAGGAUGCAUGUAUUGAUGGAAGACAGUUUUUAUUCUUUGUUUUGCUCUGAAAUUACAUCUUGAGCAAUUUUGAUGAGAGCUAGGGAAAAGUUUUUACUGUGAAGGUGGCACCAACAUUGUCAUACUUGCCUCUUAAAUUGUGUGAAAGAUGUAAAGUUGGAUAUCAUCUGAUCUGUUAAUCUCCUGAAUAAACGGAUAACAAGAAUUCCAGUCUUGUGGUAAAAGGAAGAUUCUCUUGCUUCUCUUGUCCUAUAACAAUUUGAAGACUUGACCAUCGUUGUACAUACAAGGUGUUUUCUUAAAGCAGAGGCAAGUAUUAAAUUUUUCAUAAUUAAUGUGCGGACACCAAAACUCAUUCAAAUAUUUCCAAUAGUUCAUCAGUGGAAGCGGGUGGAUAGCAACAUUUAGAUAUUUGAGUGCUGAAGUAAUUUUCAUUUUAUUUAUGGUAGGCACUAGGGUGAUAAGAGUUGUACCUAAUGUCUGAAUACUUGUGAUGCUAUUGGCCAACUUCCACAGCACUCGUACAUUUUAUUAAAUGUUAUUGAUUAUAUAUAUAUUGGGUGAGUUAAGAACUUUUGUAAGUUUUCAUAACAUUAUAUUCUGGUAUCUAAAAGAUUUACCAAUUAGGAAACUAUGGGAUCAGUAAAGCUUAUUAGGAGUCGUGCUGUUGCUGUACCAGAGUGAAAGUUUCUAAUUGACCUUUCUUUUGCAUAUACGCAAUACUUCUACUCAUUUUGUUAUAGCUAGGCCUUUUCCCACAAGCAUGUUAGGAUAAACACAGCACAUAUGAUUUAUACUAUGAAAGGAAAUGUUUACAAGCUUCGAGACUGGUUCUAUUAUUUACAGUGUUUUUGGGUGUUUUGUCCAGCUAAUGUAUACACUGCCCUCAAGUGUAGUGUAGAUAUUUAACCAGAGUAGACAAAAAAAAGAGAUGCUAUUUAGAAGUGUAUAUUGAUUAAUUAAUAUUCCAAUUAUAUUCACUUCCGUAGCUUAGUGUCAGUUUUACAGAUUGCGGAGGGCACGAUUCACCUAAUAUCAACAGGGCUGUGUAAACAUUACAUGGGGCAUGAAGUAUAUUGAAAGGAAGAUGUCCAUUCCAUCUCUUUUCUAUUGAUCAAAUCUGAACCUUGUACAUGAAUGAAUGUUUCACAGUAAACUGUGUAAAGAAC
Messenger RNA from Procambarus clarkii (red swamp crayfish), 2169 nucleotides. It is a transcript of the gene Rab1, whose product is annotated as RAS oncogene family member Rab1. Gene Ontology annotation, molecular function: GTP binding; GTPase activity. Gene Ontology annotation, biological process: vesicle-mediated transport. The record is from RefSeq and is a predicted model, not a curated record. NCBI's taxonomy places the organism in Eukaryota, Metazoa, Arthropoda, Malacostraca, Decapoda, Cambaridae.